CUGCACUCACUGCAGUUCUCUGCUGAGGAAUUCAACAGAGGCUACAGACAUAAAAGUGGUUAUUUCUCCUUUAACCCAGGAGUUGCAAACCCAACAGUCUGGACCCUCAACUCCCCUCCCUCACCCUCCUCCCUCUAUUUACUGUCUUACCACUGCACCUGUUAUAACUUGUCCAGCAGGUGAAGGGGAUCUUGUGGUCUAACUCUGUUUUUUCAGCUGACCAUCACUGUAAGGUUAUUAGGAACUCUGUCUAUUCAUUUGACUGGAUUGCUGCUUUGCUUCAAAUCUUUCCCUGUGUCUCUGCAACCUACCUCCCUUUCCACCCUGCCUAUCCCUCCCCCCUCCCCCUACAUUGCUGUCUAGCCCAGUCUGAGCUUGGUUGACACAUUGUGGCUGUGGGUACGUGUGGAGCUGAUGAGAUUUCCCCGCUGGAGUUAAAGGUGAAUCACAUGGAAAGAGAAUACAGGAAAAAAGAGGGAAAUUGAAUUCUUUUUGGAGAAAAAAAAACGGAUGUGAGCUCUGGGCAGCUGAAACAGAAAAGCAGUUACUCCAAAUCAAAGGAUUUUGCAGCUGGAAGAUCAGCAGGUAUGAAACGUCACACUGUGACUGUGUGUGUGGCUCUGAUUGCCCUUUGCUGCCUGCUGAUUCCCACAGGAGGGAGAAGUGCUGGGGGUAUAGUUUCUCUCCAGCAGUCUCAAAGGGAGAAGAAGCCUGCAGAAAUUGAGUUGCGAGAUGAGUCCCUGGAUGACCCAGAAAGUGUGCAAGAACUUACAGGGGAUGCACACCCACUGGGCAGCACCAUCAAGGUCAGGAGAGAGACAGAAGGGACUGGACAGGCAGAGAUUUCGGGCAGGGUGAGAAGAGCACCAGAUGAAAGUAAAAAGAAGAAGAAGGACAAAAAGAACAAACAACCAAAAGACCCAAAUGCCACCAAAAAGCCUAAAACUGACAAGAAGGGAAAGAAAAAGGACAAACUGACAACUACAACUCUACCACCCACCACAACAACCACAACUGAACCUCCCACUGAAACUGAACCAUACACAGACUACUACCCUGAUGUUGACAAUGAUUACUGGCAACCAGAUGAUGACUACUGGGGAGCUGACCCCACUCCAUCCAGGCCUCAGCCUGCGAUUCCAAGCACAGAGCCCACAUAUGAUUACUGGAAGCCAGAGGAGGGAGAGUCGACCCUUUCACCACCCAACAACUAUGAUGACUUCUGGAAAGGAGACGAGACAGAGCCUCCUGUGACAGAUAACUAUGACAGCUACUGGAAAGAAAUGGACCAGACCUCUGCUCCUUCUGAAAUUGAUGCGAAAGUUCAGACAGAUGACAGUGAUUACUGGGAUGUCACAUUAGAGGAGCGAGAAAAACUACCUUCUCCUGGCGGUGAAGAAGAAAUUGUAGUGGAAGUUCUACCAGAGCCCACGGCCACAGUUCCCUACGAAAGGACCUGGUAUGAUGAUUAUGAUGACUAUGGAAUGAGGAGGAAAGAGGAUGAGACAGAUGAAAAGUGGAUAGAGAAAGAGAGAGAAAGAGCCAAAAAGGAGAGGGAGAGGGAAGAACAAGAAAGAGAGCAGAAGCUUAAGGAGGCAGAGGAGCGGGCCAGGAACAGGCCACGUGUCUUCAAAGAGCCAAAGAAGUGUCCUCCUUUGGGGAUGGAGUCCCAUAAGAUCGAGUCAGACCAGCUUACUGCCUCCUCUAUGUCUCAGUACAGUUUUGCACCUCAAAGAGCACGUCUCAACAUGCAGGGCUCUGAUGAUGAGGAUAACAUGAGAGGUGGAGCAUGGUGCGCAAAUUCAGAAGACAGGAUCCAUUGGUUUGAGAUAGAUGCUCGCAGGGAGACAGAGUUCACCGGAGUCAUAACUCAAGGACGAGACUCCUUGAAUGAGAGUGACUAUGUGACAUCUUACUUCCUGGCUUUCAGCAAUGACAGCAGAGAAUGGACCACCAUCCAUGAUGGAUAUGCCGACUGGUUGUUUUUUGCAAACAGUGACAAAGACACUCCAGUGAUGAACCAGCUUGCAGAGCCGGUAUUGGCUCGCUACAUCCGAAUCAUCCCCCAGAGCUGGAACGGCUCUCUUUGUAUGAGACUAGAGGUCUUAGGGUGUCCGCUGCUGGAUCCAAGUGAUGUCCUGUACAGACAAAAUGAAGUGACUCCAGUGGAUUACUUGAAAUUUAAAUACCACAGCUACUCUGAGAUGGUUUCUCUUAUGAAGUCAGUGAAUGACGAAUGUCCAAACAUCACCAGCAUUUACAGCCUGGGUCUCAGCUCCAAGGGGCGAGAAAUCAUUGCCAUGGUCAUUUCUGGCAACCCCACAGAGCAUGAAAUAGGUGAGCCUGAGUUUCGCUACACAGCGGGUCUUCAUGGAAAUGAGGCAGUGGGUAGGGAGAUGAUCCUACUUCUCAUGCAGUACCUUUGCAAAGAGUAUAAAGACAGAAACCCCAGAGCCCAACGCCUUGUGGAGGCAAUACGCAUCCACCUAGUUCCCUCACUAAACCCUGAUGGACAUGAGAGAGCUUUUGAAGUGGGAUCAGAGCUCAGUAGCUGGGCCACUGGACACUUCACUGAGGAGGGUUUUGACAUCUUUCAGAACUUCCCUGACCUGAAUAGUUUCUUUUGGGAUGCUGAGGAUAAGGGCAUGGUGCCCAAACUCACCCCCAACCAUCAUGUGUCCAUACCAGAGAACUUUGAGACUAAUAGCUCGAUUGCUAUGGAAACCAGAGCUAUAAUCUCCUGGAUGAAAAAACAUCCAUUUGUGUUGGGUGCAAACUUCCAAGGUGGAGAGACAAUUGUGGCCUAUCCUUAUGACAGCUUUCGUCUCAGCAAGCCAGCUGAGAGCCAGAAACCACACAGCCGGCAGAAAAGACAGUAUGAGGAUGAAGGUUUUGAUGUAACGGAGUGGGGAAUGGGCUACCACGAGGAGCCAGAAGAAGACUGGAGAAAUCGGGGAUAUCCAGAGCCAGAGGAAGAGUGGCGAGGGCAUGGGUAUGAACAUGGUUACGACCACGACCAUGGCUACCAUGGCUACAAUCAGGGUUAUGACCACAGGGAAGAUGAGUAUGAUGAAAGAGGAAGGAGUGCUGGCUACCAGUAUGCUGAGCCUGAAGAUGAACCCCGGGUGAUUGCAGAUGAGUCCUUCUUCAGGUGGCUGGCUGUCUCCUAUGCCUCCACACACCUCACUAUGACACACAACCACAGGGGAUCCUGUCAUGGAGACACACCAGCAGGAGUAGUCGGACUCGUCAACCGAGCCAAGUGGAAGCCCGUCUCAGGCAGUAUGAAUGACUUCAGCUACCUUCACACCAACUGCUUUGAGCUGUCCAUUUUCUUGGGCUGUGAUAAGUUCCCUCAUCAGACCGAGCUGGCGUACGAGUGGGAGAAAAACAGAGAAGCAAUGCUCACCUUCAUGGAGCAGGUUAAUCGUGGUAUUAGGGGUAUUGUGAAAGAUCAGGAGGGGAAUCCCAUAGCCAAUGCCACAAUAUCAGUGGAAGGGAUUAAUCAUGAUGUUACUACAGCACAAACAGGGGACUACUGGCGGCUGCUUAACCCGGGUGAGUACCGUGUGACGGCUCGAGCUGAAGGCUUCUCCUCGGUCACUAAACUCUGUGUGGUGGGCUACGAGUCUGGUGCAACUGCUUGCAGCUUCAAUCUGGCUAAAUCCAACUGGGACCGCAUUAAACAGAUCAUGGCCCUUCAUGGCAACAAGCCAAUUCGACUUACCUACGCCAACAGCAGAACCCAGUAUCCUGUAGGUGGCGGGCAAAAGCGCUUGCCCAGUGGCAGCAAUGGGUAUUCUCCAAAUUCCAGUGCGGACCGGCGGAGGCGGCUCAGGCUUGCUCGUAUUCGGAAGCAGAGAUUAAUGAGGUUAAAAUCAAUGACAACAAGCACAUUACCCCCCACAACAACCACAGUUCCCACAACACCAGAGACCACUACAUUCUGGUACGACUCAUGGCCUAUAGAGGAGGGACAAUCCUCAACACCUGGUGGGUUCACAAACUUUAGCCUGGAUUAUAAUUACGAGUACAAGAUUGAUGACUAUUAAACAGAACACAAAUGGCUUGUUUCAGUAAACUUUCCUCCACUUGUUGUAAUUCUCAUUGCCAUGUUGUACUUUGAGUUAGAAAAAAAAACAUGAAACGAAGAAUCUGACAUCUUUAACAAGCAGUGAGAAUGUUCAGAAUAUUAACAGUAAAGUAGUGUUGCUUAACACUUGAAAUAAUACCUUUAUACAGAAAUGGAUCUAGUUGAAAAAGUGAUACCACCUUCAAGUUCACAAUACAUCUUCUGUCUUCAUUUAGUCUUUUUGUAAACACCAACUGUUAUAUGAAAGAGAUGUUUAUUGUAAAUGCACAUUUAAAAAAAAAGAAAACUGAACUGUUUACACUGUCUUCACCCAUGACAGAAAUGUUUUUACAGUACAGUCAGUGAUUACACAUGUAAAAAGAAAGCUCACAUUUCAAAACAGUCAGAGGAGGAAAUGUUUCCUCAGGCACCGAUGGGGUGCAAAUAAAGUCAUUUUAUUACACGA
Messenger RNA from Melanotaenia boesemani (Boeseman's rainbowfish), 4538 nucleotides. It is a transcript of the gene aebp1b, whose product is annotated as AE binding protein 1b. Lineage: Eukaryota; Metazoa; Chordata; Actinopteri; Atheriniformes; Melanotaeniidae. Gene Ontology annotation, molecular function: zinc ion binding; DNA-binding transcription repressor activity, RNA polymerase II-specific; RNA polymerase II transcription regulatory region sequence-specific DNA binding. The transcript is spliced from 22 exons. The record is from RefSeq and is a predicted model, not a curated record. The coding region runs from base 588 to 4052 and encodes 1154 amino acids. Gene Ontology annotation, biological process: negative regulation of transcription by RNA polymerase II; proteolysis.